Aspergillus tanneri is the source of this 1143-nucleotide messenger RNA. RefSeq lists its product as uncharacterized. The record is from RefSeq and is a predicted model, not a curated record. Bases 1 to 1143 code for a protein of 380 amino acids. NCBI's taxonomy places the organism in Eukaryota, Fungi, Ascomycota, Eurotiomycetes, Eurotiales, Aspergillaceae. The transcript has a single exon.
AUGUGCCCGAUGCUACUCAACAGCCUAUCUGACGGCCCUGCCAUGGUCCUAUCCCCUCGCCAGGAACACGCCUUUGUUCCGUUUCCUCGCCAUUUUGACUCGGCACCUAAUACUACCUCGAACCCUCUAUUUGCGAAUGGGUUCAGGAAUCACACUGGUCUGUCAAGUACUGGUCCAUCGUCUUUCGGGAGGUUCGGCAUGUCUGCUCCCAUUGCCGGAAAGCCAUCUCGCAAGAGGUCGCGUGAUGAAGCCGCCUUUGAAGAAGCUCUGAAUGCCCCCAGCGCAGCCAUUCUACCCGCACCGGUGUCUGCGCAGAAGGAAGAAGAACCAAUAUACGGAGAAGGCAUGGUUCUUCUUAACCCCCGUACGAAGAUGGCGCUCUCCGCCGAAAGCCAGACGGGAACUUGGUACGAAGAGAUGGUUGAGACUACAGCAAUUACCUCUACUAUCCAGGCGACGAACUCUGGCUCGUCAAGUUUCGCUGGCCGCAAGUCUCAGCGCCUUGACCCUUCAGCUCCCAGGUACGACGAUGUCGCGAUUUCUUCGCUUCAACGAAUGCAAGAAACGACCGACGAGGACAACCGCCGUCACCUCAAUGCCGCAAACCGCUCAAAUCCGUUUACUUCAGGGGAGCCUUUGGUCGAUGACGCGACUCGCCUCCUUGGUAUCAGCUGGCAACGAAUUGGUGUUGAUGAUGACGAUAUUGCGGCCGCGGUGCGUGGCUGGAAAAAAUAUAUCGAUCGACAGUUUUCCGGGUAUAUGUCUGACUGCCAAAUCCUCAUGAAAAACCGAGCCCUGAAUGCUUAUCUCGUUGCUGCGCGACCAGUCACGCCCCUUGGGCUGGGAACUCACGCUGCUUUCUACCUGUUAAAUGAUGAUCUCACUCAGGCUCAGCUCGUGGGUUCUACCUGGGAGAAUGCGGUACAGAACCUUCGAUCCAGCCCAAUUGUUUUCGAGGGUACUCAUGUUUUGAACGCUUCGUCUCGCCCCCUUGACCAAAAUCACAACAACAUACUAUCGGCAAGCACUGUGGAUGCAGGGCUUCCCCUUCUACAAACUCUCUGUGCCCAGCCGGUCAAUGGCGGAAGCGCCGGGCUGAGCAACGGCGUGGGAAUGGGGAUGGGGAUGGAGAUUGAUGCGUAG